This is a messenger RNA of Vespa mandarinia (Asian giant hornet), 773 nucleotides long. RefSeq names its product thymidylate kinase. Lineage: Eukaryota; Metazoa; Arthropoda; Insecta; Hymenoptera; Vespidae. Gene Ontology annotation, biological process: dTTP biosynthetic process; dTDP biosynthetic process; dUDP biosynthetic process. The record is from RefSeq and is a predicted model, not a curated record. Gene Ontology annotation, cellular component: mitochondrion; nucleus; cytosol. Gene Ontology annotation, molecular function: ATP binding; nucleoside diphosphate kinase activity; dTMP kinase activity.
UUCAAUUGGCAAACUUGUAUUAUAAAAUUGGGGGCGCUGUAGUAUAUUGCACAGUUGUAUUCAGGGUCUUAAUUAUUUUUUUACGUUGAAUUUUUAUAAGAAAUUUCAUUAUACAGUAAAAUGCAUGGACGAGGAGCUCUUUUAGUUUUCGAAGGAUGUGACAAAGUAGGAAAGUCGACACAAGUGAAAUUAUUGGUUGAGGCGUUAAAUAAUCUUGGCAUUAUUGCCGAAGCUAAAUCCUUUCCGAAUAGAACAACUAAGAUUGGCGAGUUAUUAAACAAAUUUUUAUCAAAAGAAAUUGAAUUAUCAUCAGAAGCAGCACAUCUGUUAUUUUCAGCUAAUAGAUGGGAAUGUAAAGAAGAUAUUAUAAAAGCUCUUCAAACUGGUACCACAUUGAUUAUUGAUAGAUAUGCGGCUUCUGGUGCAGCAUAUACGUCAGCUGCUACUGGUAAAAGCUUGACUUGGUGUCAAGAAGUAGAUCGUGGCCUUCCUUCUCCAGACUUGGUAUUUUUUCUAAAAGUUUCAGAAUUAAUGCAAAAUUCACAUAUGUGGGAUGGAGAAAGAUAUGACAAUGUUACAUUUCAACAAAAAGUAUCUUCUAACUAUGAUAAACUUAAUGAUGGUACUUGGAAAGUUAUAAAUGGACGACAAGACUUAAAUGUAAUACAUCAAGAAUUGUUAAAAAGUACAUUAGAUAUUAUUCAACAGGUCAAAAAUCGUCCUAUAGGCUUGCUAUAUGAAUCCUGAUUAAUAAAGCAAUGUGUUCAUUAUAA